AUGGGGGCGGUGGUGGUAAGGGCGAGUGAUGAAUAUUCCAUCAACGAGAGCGUUAAGGAAGGCAAGGCUUGCUAUGGGGAGGACGGGGAGGGGUUGGUGUUGGGAGAGAGAGAAUUAGUCUCAAGUCACACUCCCGUGGGCAAGUCACAUACGACCCUCCUUUCAACUCUCCUUCAUCCUCUCUCUCUCCACAACCCCAUCCAACCCCCCCCCCCCCCAACAAAACCACCUCACAAUCACAACUCCCUCGCCCACAAACCCUCCUCCGGUCGAAUCUACAAACCCUCUCGACCUCCCCAUCUCCAUCCUCACAAACCAACGCCCUCGUUCCCCCCUUCAAACUUCGUCCGCCUAGCGACGAAACACAUCCUCCACCACCUCGCCACGCUCAAAACUCCCCUGUCCACUCUUAGCUCCUCUUCCCUCCAGCGUAUCGUCGACACGCAGAUGGAUGAGCUGCUCGAGUUGAAAGAAGAUUUUGAGGUCGAGGAGUUGAUGAGGGGGAUGCGGGAGUUGGAUGUUAGGGUGGGGCUGGGGAGGGAGAUUGAAGAAGGGAUGGCGGGUUUGGUGUUGGGGGAUGGGGAGAGGGAGGGUUUGGCAGAUGGUAUUGAUGGGGAGGGGAGUGAUGAAGAGGAGGAGGAGGAGGAAGAGGGAGUGUUUGAUCCUUAUGAAGAUACUUUGGUGGCGGCGGUGGAGACGGAGUGGAGUUCUGAGGUAGACGAGGAGAUGGAUGCUGCGUUGUUUCCUUUGCCUGAUGACGAUGAGGAGGAUGAGGAUGAGGAGGAGGAGGAGGACGAGAGUGAAGAGGAAGAGUGGGAAGAGGAGGAAGAGGAAGGAGACGAAGAAGACGAUCGCCAAUCUCCAUCCUCACCAACCAGCGAGGCUGAUGACAGCGUCACAAAGACCAAGUAA
Zasmidium cellare ATCC 36951 is the source of this 912-nucleotide messenger RNA. RefSeq lists its product as uncharacterized. The transcript is spliced from 2 exons. The coding region runs from base 1 to 912 and encodes 303 amino acids. Lineage: Eukaryota; Fungi; Ascomycota; Dothideomycetes; Mycosphaerellales; Mycosphaerellaceae. The record is from RefSeq and is a predicted model, not a curated record.